This is a messenger RNA of Dermacentor silvarum, 1673 nucleotides long. Its product is annotated as 4-pyridoxate dehydrogenase. The transcript has 10 exons. The record is from RefSeq and is a predicted model, not a curated record. Gene Ontology annotation, molecular function: flavin adenine dinucleotide binding; oxidoreductase activity, acting on CH-OH group of donors. NCBI's taxonomy places the organism in Eukaryota, Metazoa, Arthropoda, Arachnida, Ixodida, Ixodidae. The annotation marks the transcript as partial.
GCUGGAGUAUACAUCACUGCCUUCCACCCAGUGGGUGGCGGUUCUGCAGGCUGCGUCAUCGCCAACCGGCUCUCGGAGGACCCUGAUGUCACGGUACUGUUGCUGGAAGCGGGAGGGCUUGAAACAGCGUCGCGACAGGUCCCUUUCGCCGCGCCCAUGAAUCUCAGGGGAGACGACGACUGGGAAGACUGGAGCGUAACACAGAAGAACGCCGCCCUUUCCUUCCAUGAACAGGUGGGUGCUCGUCGACUGCCCGUCUCACGCGGCAAGGCGCUAGGCGGCAGCAGCGUACUCAACUUCAUGCUGUACACGAGGGGAAACCCGAGAGACUACGAUCGCUGGGCCCGAGAGUACGGAGCCAAAGGGUGGGCCUACGAGGACGUGCUUCCGCACGUCAGAGAGAUCGAGUACUACCGCGUGGGAGCACCGGAUGAAUACCAUGGCACCAGCGGCGAGGUACCGGUGGACUACGCUAACACCACCACACGGCUCACCGAACUUCUGGAGGCAUGCCGCCAGUCCGGUUAUCCCCAGGUGGACUACAAUGGCCAUUCACAGCCAGGUUGCUCUCAACUGCAGACCAACAUCGCUAACGGUGAACGCAUUAGUGCUAGCAAGGCCUUCAUCCAGCCCAUCGUAGGCACGCGUGAGAACCUGCACGUGGCACUCCUCAGCCACGUCACAAAGGUGAACUUCGAGGGAACCCGCGCCGUGGGGGCGUCAUUUACUAGAUUUGGGCGACCGGGGACCGUGUCGGCAAAGCGAGAAGUGAUUCUCUCAGCAGGCACCGUGGGAUCCACUCAACACCUGCUGCUCUCCGGACUGGGACCCAAGGAGGAGCUGAAGCAAGGUAGCCACCACGUCGAUUUCCCCGGCCCGCGAAACGCUGAAGACAACAAUGACGCAAUGAGGCCUGCUGCCAGAGCGUUGUAUAUAUAUCCGCGCGUCUCAUUCUCUCGCACUGCUCUUUAUUUGCAGGUUUUUGAUAGCUACAUUGGGCCCGUCAACGGGCAACCCGGCUUUCAAGCAGUAACAAUCCUCAACCGACCACGAUCCCGGGGAUCCAUUACGCUUCGUUCCACAGAUCCCUACGAGCACCCAAACAUCGACCCACGCAUUUUGGAGCACCCGGACGAUGCCAGGGCGGCCGCUCAAGGCAUCGAGUGCCUGUUCCGGCACACCGCACUGCCCAUCUGGCACCUGUGCUGCACCGUGGCCAUGGGCUCGCACUCCGAGGCAGUCCUGGACGAACGCCUACGCGUCCGAGGCAACGUGACGGGCUUGCGAGUGGCCGACGCCUCAGUAAUGCCCGACAUCGUAAGCGGCCACACAAACGCGCCAAGCAUGAUGAUCGGCAGCAAGACCGCUGACAUGAUCAUCGAGGACAACGAAGAACGCCAUUCUAAGAAGCGGCGCAGGACGACGGGAAGACAUUGACGUUCUUCUACAACCUUCCUUGAUAGUAGCUUUUCACCCCUCCAUCUCGACGGUACGAAUAUAAUGUGACAGAAAGUAACAAAUUUGGUUCUGUGGUAUUUGCUUCUCUGUGUGUGUCCUUGUUUCAGUCGCACUGUUUGGGCAUAGUUCUAAAGUGACAGACAGGUCACUCAUGCCCGAACGUAAUGAACCCUCUAUUUUCAAAGUCAAUGGUAUUUUUGACACCUGUCAAUUGA